This is a messenger RNA of Corylus avellana, 2111 nucleotides long. The record is from RefSeq and is a predicted model, not a curated record. Lineage: Eukaryota; Viridiplantae; Streptophyta; Magnoliopsida; Fagales; Betulaceae.
UCAUGCAUUAUUGCUCUCAUAGCUUGAGAGAGAGAGAUCGAGAGGGAGAUGGAGGUUGAGAGAAUGUCGAAGAAGGUUGUUGCAAGAAUGUCGGAGCAGUAUCAAGCAGCCAAUGAGAAAAAUUGGGAAAAGUUAAAGGAUUUUUGCUCAGAAACUGGAACCGCGGCUUUUCCUAUUACAGUCACCGGGGACACUGCACUGCAUAUCGCAGUACUGCACAGUGGAAGCGUGAAAUUGGUCCGUAAGUUGCUAGAAAUUACAGAUAUUCGGGUGACAAAUAAUCGUGGAGAUACAGUACUUCAUGAGGCGGCUGGAGUUGGAAACAUCGAGAUGGCAGAAUUAUUUUUGGAUAGAGACGAAGACCUAAUUGAUAUUAAAAAUAAGAGAGAUGAAACUCCUUUGUUUAGAGCCGCUGCAUUUGGUAAGACAGAAAUGGUCGAUUUUUUAGCUGAGAGAGCUAUGGACCAUGGCACCAUGAAGAAUCACAUCAGGAGAGGCGGGAGCUCUAUUCUUCACAUAGCUGUCCUCAGCAGAUACUUUGAUACAGCUUGGCAGUUGCUGAAAAUCGAUAAUUCGCUUCAAUCUCUGAGGGAUGAAAGUGGCAUGACAUGUCUUCAGCUGCUAGCUAACAUGCCAUCUGCUUUCAAGAGUGGAUUCCCUAUGAACAAAUGGGAGUGGCUUCUCUAUCAUUGCCUUCCAUAUGAUGGCGAUGACCUUAAAGAUGAACUGAUGAUUACAUCAACUCAAAGAGAAGAUCUGGAGAUUGGCUGUGGCAGGUGUUGCAGCCGCCAAUUCAACUACUGGAUUGGCAAUACUAGAGUAUUUGCAGCCAUUUCAAGUAUAUAUUCUGCUCUUUGGAGGUGCAUAGCUAAAGGAUUCCCGUACAUUGAAAAACUGUGGGAAAAAAAAAGGCAGCACAAGAAAGCUGAAAAGCUUGCUAACCAUCUAGCUCUGAAUGAGUACAUGACAUGCACGGGUACAAACCCUGGGGAUAGACCGGAGGAUGAUGAAGAAGGAACAGACAAACUGGAGGAUGUGCUUCCAAUCACUAUCUCAUAUUCUGAGUCACCACUACUUUCAGCUGCAAGAAAUGGGAUCAUAGAGAUUGUAGAUGUCAUUCUGAGACUCUAUCCUGAGUCAAUUGAGGUCAUAAAUAAGCGAGAUGAGAACAUAUUUCAUCUUGCAGUGAGAUAUCGAAGGAAAAAAAUCUUUGAUCUUCUCAACCGUUUGCCCAAUCCGACGACAUCAAGGCUUAGGAGGAGGUUCAACUGCGAUGGUGACAGCAUUUUACAUCAAGCUGCUUACUUGAGAGAGCGUCAGCUGAAUGACAGGCCUGGGGAAGCCCUUCGCAUGCAGUCAGAGAUACAAUGGUUUGAGCGAGUUCGGAAAAUUGUUCCUCCACAUUUCAUCAACCACCGAAAUAAGAAACAACAAACUGCUGACGAAUUGUUCACCAGCCAACAUAAGAAACUGAUGAAGGAAGGCCAAAAAUGGAUAGAUCAAACAACAAAGGCAUGCACUAUAGUUGCUGUCCUAAUAGCCACCGUCGCUUAUACCUGUGCCUACACCACCCCGGGCGGUUCCAACUCAAAAACAGGCCAUCCAUUGCUCCUCAAGGAAACUCCAUUUCGCACUUUCACAACCUCGGACACGUUAUCGCUCUGCUUCUCCCUGACAUCUGUGGUCUUGUUCCUCUCCAUCAUGACAUCAAAAAUGGACCAAGAGGAUUUCAGGAGAUCUCUUCCGUUGAGGCUAGUGUUGGGACUAACUACAUUGUUCCUCGCCGUGGCGUCUAUGAUGGUUGCUUUUGCUGCUACGCUUGUGCUUAUAGUUGGGAAGAGGCUACAUUCGGCUGCCACUCCAGUUUACACAGUCGCUUGUUGUCCAGUCGCUCUCUUUCUUGUGCUUGAAUUCCCUCUCUAUCUCAAUAUUGCUUGGUAUACGGUGAGGGAUAUGCGGGAGAGUUUCAUCGACUCUCUUCCUUUUGGGAAACCUAAGGAGGAUAAAAAUUAGCAAUUAGGUGGUUGUUUAGUUAUGCCUACAAUGUAUUUAAUUUUUUUUCUCCCUUUUUUGUUUGACAGUGUGCAUUUUAAUUCCUUUUGUUGUUCUAA